Messenger RNA from Trichomonas vaginalis G3, 567 nucleotides. Its product is annotated as endocytosis. Gene Ontology annotation, biological process: endocytosis. Gene Ontology annotation, cellular component: clathrin vesicle coat; membrane. The coding region runs from base 1 to 567 and encodes 188 amino acids. The transcript has a single exon. NCBI's taxonomy places the organism in Eukaryota, Parabasalia, Trichomonadida, Trichomonadidae. The record is from RefSeq and is a predicted model, not a curated record.
AUGGCUGAAGACUUUGAAAUCAACCUUGGUGAUGAGUUCGAGAGGCAGCUUACAUGCAUCAUGAACGCACACGUUUUCAAAAUCCCACCACUUCAGCAGUCUGAUGGUUACAGAUGCACUGGCUGGGAAGGAAAUCAGCUCUGGACAGGCCGCUGCCGUGUUCUUACAAAGGGAAAGUUCAGCCGUGUUGUUCUCGAUAAUCCAAACACAGGCGAAGUUUUCGCUGAGUGCCCACUUGACCAUCCAAACGCUGUAGAAAAGGUUUUAGACUCCUCCCGUUACUUCGUUCUUCGUGUCGUCAAGGGCACAAAGCACGCUUUCAUUGGCAUGGGCUUUGAUGAUAGAAACCAAGCUUUCGAUUUCAACGUUGCUCGCGAAGAAGCCGCUAACAAUAUGAAUAACUACGAUCAGCGCAAGACUCAGGCUCAGUCUGGCGCUCCAGCUGAAAUCAAAUCUUCCGGAACAGAUUACUCUCUUCAGGCUGGUCAGAAAAUCACAAUUAACAUUCCAGGCGGUGCUUCUACUCGCAAGAAGCGCACUGUUGGCAGCGGUGGCCUUCACCUUUAA